This is a messenger RNA of Trichoderma asperellum CBS 433.97, 174 nucleotides long. RefSeq lists its product as uncharacterized. The record is from RefSeq and is a predicted model, not a curated record. NCBI's taxonomy places the organism in Eukaryota, Fungi, Ascomycota, Sordariomycetes, Hypocreales, Hypocreaceae.
AUGCAGCAUCAGUAUAGAUUCUCUCACUUUGACCAUGCGAGCCCAUCUCUGGACCUGGGAAAGCGCGGCGACCCGGUGGGAUGGGAAUCAGAUCACCAAGCCCGCACAGCCCUCCUGGAACCUGGCCCUGGCACUUGGUCUAAUCCUGGAGUUUUGACGAACAACAGCAGAUGA